Molecule: messenger RNA, 2412 nt
Organism: Saccharomyces eubayanus
Lineage: Eukaryota; Fungi; Ascomycota; Saccharomycetes; Saccharomycetales; Saccharomycetaceae
Gene: TCO89
Product: Tco89p
Exons: 1
Coding region: 1-2412 (803 amino acids)
Biological process (GO): TOR signaling
Cellular component (GO): TORC1 complex; fungal-type vacuole membrane
Source: RefSeq, a predicted model, not a curated record
AUGGUGCACAGAGGAAGAACAUUAAAAUCAGACACCGAUAUAACCUCUCCCAAUGGAUCAGCAGUACCACAUCAGUCGAAGCCCUUUAGACAGUUCUCGACUAGGUCAAGAGCCAAGAGUAAUGCAAGUUUCAAAGGCUUGCGCAGGGUUUUAACUCAUGAUGGCACACUGGAUAGCGAUUAUUUCAAUAAACAUAAUAUUUCUCAAAAAUGCAAAAGUUCAGACGCUCUUUUCAGAAAAAGAACUAUUAGUGGAUUGAACAUGACGGCGUUGACAAGAGUAAAGUCAAAUCAGGGCAAAAGAUCGGCAUCCUUUCAUAGCCCUGUGCAUAAUACAUUAAUUAGCCCGAAAAGUGGUAGCCACUCUAAUUCCGCAAGUAGCGGCUUUGGUCUAAAACCACGAAGAAGUAAAAGUACACAGUCUGUUCUAAGUCUUCGAGAUGCACAGGAACCAGAUAAUAGUGGCUCUACAACUGAUGAAGAGGUCGAAUGCUUUUCGGAGGAUGACGCAGAGAAUGAGAAAAUAAAUAGUGAUAAAAUAAGAAUCAAGCAUAAUGCUCCUCAAGAGAAAGAAAGUAGCCCACAUCUAAUCGAUAAUGAAUUACAACCAUCAGAGCCUAUUUACGAACAAGAAGAAGAGAAACCUCUCAAUCAACAGAAUAAAAACCAUAGAGCUAUAUCCCUACCGCUACCCCAUUUAACAUCCACUGACUACUUUGGGGAAUCUAGCCGCUCUGAGGAACCCCAAAAUGAUGACAAUAUAUCGUCAAGUUCAACAGAAACAAAACUUAAUGUGAAUCACGUUAUCAACGAAGAGGAGCAAUCCAGCACAAGAAAGAACACCGAUAGCGAAACAGAACAUCCCCCCAAAAUGAACAGUCCACUAAUGGAAGCAGACGAUAAAAUCUCACAUACACCAUAUAAGGCGAAUGAAGAAAGAAUCCUCGACAUUGGCAACACAUUAGCGGUACAUAAGAGUAGUGAAAAGCCAAGCAAUUUGGAUGAGCAUUUUGACCAGGAAGAUCACAUCGAUGCUCCUAGAAGUAAUUCUUCAAGAAAAAGCGACACAAGUUUUAUGUCCUUGAGAAGACAAAGUUCUAAACAACGCCAACCGCUAAACGAAGAAGAAGAUCUAAUAAAACCUGAUCCGGAAAACAUUUCUUCCAAUGACAUCAACGGAAAGGAUAUUGAAGGCGCUAAUCCAUUAGAAAAUUAUGCGCCUGACAUGAUUCUUUCCCAGUCCACUGGAGUAGAACGUAGGUUUGAGGAUUUAUCUUCUAUUCAAAACUCACUUGGGAAGGAAAUUCAAAAUCCAGAAGAUCGUUUGAAUUCGGAUGGUACUUUCGAUGACCUGGAUGAUGAUAAGUUGCCUAAUGAUACCAAAAAUAUGAGGCAAUCUAAGCUGGGUCAAACUAUACCGAACUCCCAACUUGCUCUCCCCACCGCUACUAGCAUCGAUAACAAAGACAACAUUGUCUCUCAACACAACUUCUCGACCUCUAUAUCGAGCUUAACGAACAACUUGAGAAGAGCAGUUCCUGAUAGUUUUCAUGGCUCGUCACGAAUAAAUAAUAUUUUCCAUAAGAAAAGCAGCCAGAAUUUACUCUUAAGGUCUAAUAAUACCGGCAAAAAUCCAUCUGCUUCGAACUCCCCAUUGGUUAAUGAACACUCCAUUUCAAAUACGAACGCCAACGGAAAUGUAAAUGGAUCUUCCGAUUCUGGUGCCAAGUUUAAUAGUUUCGCCCAGUUUUUAAAGUCAGAUGGCAUUGAUGCUGAAUCCAGAACACAAAGAAAGCUAUGGCUACAAAGAGAAAAUUCCAUUAUGGAUUUAAGUUCACAAAACGACGGGAGUGACUCCAUCUUUAUGGCGGGAAACAUUGAUGCGAAAAGAGAGUUUGAAAGAAUAUCYCACGAAUACUCUAAUGUAAAGAGGUUUUAUAACCCAUUAGACGAGGCAUUAUUAAGAGUUGAACCUACAAUGGCUGGGAACACUAAUAACAUUAGAAAAAAAAGCCAUAACGAUGGGCAAUCGAUUACUCCCUCCAAUGGUACGCCAGAUCAUAAAGGCAAAGACGAUUUACUUUUCGCUAAUUACGAGAAGAAGUUUGAUGACCUUUACCCACACCUUGGAAACGCCAAAAUUCAAGCAGUGUUGUCCAACAUAUGGAAAAACGAAAGUUUCCUAUUUAAUAAAGAUGUCAAUCCGAUUAGCAAGAACAAGGCAUCGAGCACAAGCCACAGCAUAAGCAAUAACGGUCUGCAGAACACACGCAAUCUAUUGAGAGGCCCUAUGGGGUCUACCACUACAUUGCCCCAUCAGCGCGUUAUUAACUCUUUACAGCCGACUACAAGAGCGGUGAACCGCAGAAUGGAGAAUGUUGGCUACAUGCACGCACAGUCACAACAAAGAUAA